GAAUAACUCACAUACUGUGUAGUGUUUCUUGCACAUUUCCCGACAUGUUUUGACAGACAGAGAAAUGAGAGGAGCAGCUAUGAGUUUCACUGCAGCAGCGUGUGGGUUUGUUGUCUUCCUCCUCUCUGUGUCAGGGGUACAGGGUUGGUAUAGCUGGGGAGUGACUUGCACUCCUACUGCGAUCUGUGCCUUAAAAGGAUCAACAGUGGAAAUGAGCUGCACAUACAGAUACCCACCGAGAGAAAAUAACCGCGAUACUACAGUUGAGGAAACAUUCUGGUUUACUAAAUUAAAAGGAAAUGUACCUGUCGAUCUGAGAACAGAGUAUUCAGGUCGCAUGCGAUAUAGUUGUCAAGAGAAAAGUUGCACUCUGAGAAUCACAGACCUGAGAGAGAGCGACUCGGCUGUUUACAAGUUCAGAUUCACAACAAAUCAACCAGAUAGAACUUAUACUAGUUCACCUGGUGUUACUUUGUCUGUCACAGAUCUGCAGGUGAAAAAAUCUGGAGAUUGGCUGGACUGUUUCAGCAGUUGUCAUCUGCCAGUUCUUCCUGUGCUGUAAAGGGACAUGAGGAUUUGCCCUCUUCUCCAGUGU
Molecule: messenger RNA, 595 nt
Organism: Larimichthys crocea (large yellow croaker)
Lineage: Eukaryota; Metazoa; Chordata; Actinopteri; Sciaenidae
Product: sialoadhesin-like
Exons: 4
Coding region: 65-562 (165 amino acids)
Source: RefSeq, a predicted model, not a curated record